Molecule: messenger RNA, 8063 nt
Organism: Macrosteles quadrilineatus (aster leafhopper)
Lineage: Eukaryota; Metazoa; Arthropoda; Insecta; Hemiptera; Cicadellidae
Gene: Nmdar2
Product: glutamate receptor ionotropic, NMDA 2B
Exons: 24
Coding region: 528-3860 (1110 amino acids)
Biological process (GO): synaptic transmission, glutamatergic; monoatomic ion transport; modulation of chemical synaptic transmission
Cellular component (GO): postsynaptic membrane; plasma membrane
Molecular function (GO): NMDA glutamate receptor activity; transmitter-gated monoatomic ion channel activity involved in regulation of postsynaptic membrane potential
Source: RefSeq, a predicted model, not a curated record
UUUGUGAGUGCGCGUGUGUGUCGUGUCUUACGUGGUGGUGAUUGUCGCUUUGGAUUAUUAUGAAUAGAAUUUUGUCUACCAUCGUGUUGUGAUAAUACAGAUUUCUAAAAAUAUAGUCGAACAAGUGAUCGGUCAACAGAAGCUGAGAUUGCGAGUUGAAGGGCGGAAAAGAAAAUGAAGCUUCGUCAAGGGGUGUAAAGUACAAAGUAUUCAAAACAUAAUGGAAUAAAAAAUCUAGAUAAUUAGUGAUAUUUUAUAGUCGACUACACCUAUACAUAUUGAAUAUAAAACCAAUUGCGUCCGGGAGAUAAAAGUAAAUAUAUCAGUUUAUAGACGUAUUGCUCAAAAAGGUAUUAAUCAGUGCUUGCGGACUUAAAAAAUAGAAGUAAAAUGAGAUUUUAAUAAAAAAUGCAACUUUAUUGCGUAUUGCUAUUUAUAUAAACCAUAAAUAAAUUAGGAAAAGUAUCAACUGAUUUGUAGUAUUACCGUUACAGUAAAAAACAAUUAAGUUAACUACAAUUAAAAAGAUGCAGUUCGUUUACACGUGUCUCGUGCUUCUUGCGUUUCCCGGUGGGGUGAUAUUAGGCUGGGGACAGCAAAGGAAUCAGUCGGGGGUAAAAAUCGGCACAAAUUACCGUCAGUUAGGUGUUACUGGACCGACAAACGUAAGGGGUGGGAGCGGGAUCAAGCUAGGAAGUGCGGGGAAGUCUCAUAGGAACUACAGCAAGCCUACAACGCCCCCUCCACCGGUUACAUUCCCCCCACCACCACAACCGCUGCCCCCUCAACCACCACCACCACCUACAAGCUACUCAUCUAGCAGACUUCCUAUGCUGAAUGUUGGUCUUGUGGUUCCCCAAAAGUCGUUUGGCCUGAGAGAGUACAACCGCGCCGUGUCUACAGCUGUACAGUUCCUCAACAGAACCGGGUCUCGAACCAGACAACUCAGUGUUUUCCAGCGACAUCAGGUGCAGUUCACAAUGGUCAUGAACUCUCUCACACCUACACCUACAGCAAUCCUGAACUCACUGUGCAAGGAGUUCUUGAACGUGAACGUAUCAGCGAUUCUGUACCUAAUGAACUAUGAGAAGUAUGGCCGCAGCACUGCAUCGGCCCAGUACUUUCUGCAGCUGGCCGGCUACCUGGGCAUUCCCGUCAUCGCCUGGAACGCUGACAACUCAGGAUUAGAAAGAAGAGCCUCCCAGUCCAGUCUACAGCUUCAGUUAGCCCCCUCUCUAGAGCACCAAACGGCUGCCAUGCUCAGUAUUCUAGAGAGAUACAAAUGGCAUCGGUUUUCUAUAGUCACUUCACAAAUUGCUGGCCACGACGACUUCAUUCAGGCCAUUCGUGAACGUAUCACAGAAAUGCAAGACAGGUUUAAGUUCACCAUCCUCAACACAGUGCUGGUGACGAGGCCGGCAGAUCUGCUGGAGCUUGUCAAUUCUGAGUCUCGAGUGAUGCUGUUGUACUCAACCAGAGAGGAGGCGACUCACAUCCUAUCAGCUGCUAGAGACUACAAGAUCACUGGAGAGAACUACGUCUGGGUCGUCACUCAGAGUGUCAUAGAGAACCUUCAGACCCCCUAUCAGUUCCCGGUCGGCAUGCUGGGUGUUCACUUUGACACCUCCAGUGACAGACUGGUCAACGAGAUCACGACAGCCAUCAAAGUGUACGCCUACGGAGUCGAGGAUUAUGUCAACGACCCUCGCAACGAGAACCACUCCCUCAACACUCAGUUGUCAUGUGAGGGGGCGGGGGACGCGAGAUGGAAGACGGGCGACAGGUUCUACAGGUAUCUAAGAAAUGUGACCGUGGAAGGUGACCAAGGUAAAGGAGAGCCCAAGGUAGAAUUCACAGCAGAUGGGGUUCUCAAGUCGGCUGAGCUCAAGAUAAUGAAUCUGCGGCCUGGAGUCAGUAAACAGCUUGUUUGGGAAGAGAUUGGAGUUUGGAAGUCUUGGGUUCCCGAGGGACUGGACAUCAAGGACAUUGUUUGGCCAGGAAACUCCCACACUCCUCCUCAAGGAGUCCCGGAGAAGUUCCAUCUGAAGAUCACCUUCCUGGAGGAACCUCCCUAUAUCACUCUGGCACCUCCUGACCCGGUGACUGGGAAGUGUAGCAUGAACAGAGGAGUCAUUUGCAGGGUGGGAACUGACAACGAUGCGGCCGAUAUGGACAUAUCGGCAGCCCAUCGCAAUGGCACGUACUACCAGUGCUGCUCCGGUUUCUGUAUUGACUUGCUGGAAAAGUUCGCUGAGGAGUUAGGCUUCACAUACGAACUUGUCAGAGUCGAAGACGGAAAGUGGGGAACUCUUGAGAACGGCAAGUGGAACGGUCUCGUCGCAGAGCUAGUCAACCGAAAGACUGACAUGGUGAUGACGUCCCUGAUGAUCAACUCAGAACGAGAAGCUGUUGUAGAUUUCACAGUUCCCUUCAUGGAGACGGGAAUAGCUAUUGUCGUAGCUAAGAGGAUCGGCAUCAUAUCUCCAACUGCAUUUUUAGAACCUUUUGACACUGCCUCCUGGAUGUUAGUGGGUCUUGUGGCCAUCCAAGCCGCUGCCUACACGAUCUUCUUUUUUGAGUGGCUAAGCCCUUCCGGUUUUGACAUGAAAAUGUCUGUAAGUAAUGUUCACAACGGCAAGGCCCACCGUUUCUCCCUGUUCCGAACAUAUUGGUUAGUUUGUGCUCUCCUCUUCCAGGCUGCUGUCAGAAUAGAUAGUCCAAAGGGAAUUACAUCAAAGUUCAUGACCAACGUGUGGGCCAUGUUUGCCGUGGUGUUCCUUGCUAUAUACACUGCCAACCUCGCUGCCGUUAUGAUUACGAGGGAAGAAUUUCACGAGUUCAGCGGCCUGGAUGACCCUAGACUAUCCAAGCCGUACAGCCAUAAGCCGGUGUUCAAGUUUGGUACCACGCCGUACAGCCACACAGACACGACCAUCAAGAAGUAUUUCUACGACAUGCACUCGUAUAUGAAACAGUUCAACAAGACCAGUGUCAUGGAGGGGGUUGUGGCAGUAGAGAGUGGGGAACUAGAUGCUUUCAUCUAUGACGGAACUGUUCUUGACUACUUGGUAGCCCAAGACGAGGAUUGCAGACUACUCACUGUAGGUUCUUGGUAUGCCAAAACUGGUUAUGGUCUAGCCUUCACAAGGAACUCUAAAUACGUGCAAAUGUUUAACAAGAGGUUACUGGACUUCAGAGAAAACGGUGAUCUAGAGCGUCUGCGCCGAUACUGGAUGACAGGUAGUUGUAAGCCAGGCAAAGAGCAACACAAGAGUAGUGACCCCCUCGCACUGGAACAGUUCUUAUCAGCCUUCCUACUGUUAAUGUUGGGGAUUCUAUUGUCAGCUGGACUCCUGCUAGGAGAACACAUAUAUUUCAAGUGUGUUCGAAAACAUUUGGUCAAAACUGACAAAGCUCAGUGUUGCGCUCUCAUCAGCUUGAGUAUGGGGAAAUCGCUGACUUUCCGAGGCACAGUGAUUGAGGCUCAAGAUAUCAUUCGAAAUCAUCGUUGUCAUGACCCUAUUUGUGACACACAUCUUUGGAAGGUCAGACAUGAACUGGACAUGGCAAGAAUUCGAAUAAAGCAAUUAGAAAAAGAACUAGAAAGUCAUGGCAUCAAACCAAGUCGCAGGGGGCGGGGCCCUCCAAGGGUUGAGGGGAGGUCAUCCUCUUGCUGUUGGCUACCUUGGUGUUCUGGACAAUCUCCCGAUAAGACCUCACGGUUCAUGACAACAACGGAUCUAUUGCGUACUAGAGACAUGACUCAUAAUCACAUAACCUCGACAGAGUACAGUGGUCGUUUCGCCAGCACUCCACAAAUAUACAGGACCGAGAUCGCAGAGAUGGAGACGGUCCUGUGAUGUCAGCUUGAACCAGGGCCCCAACCUGACGUCACAACGACUGCCAUAGUCAACUCACAUCAUUUGUAUCGAUACUAGCGAUAGUUCAGUAGUCUAAUAUCAGGAUACGAAUCCAGAAUUCAAUUACAUUCAAAACAAGUUUAUCGUUUAGUACGAAGUGUAUUAAAUGAAUUGAUAACAGUCAGUAGCUGGCCCUCAGGGACAAAGUCCCUACCCAGUUCCUCAAAGCAUAGAAUCAGUUUUCUAAGUACCAGAAUCCUGGACGUACUGAUGUGCCGGGGGCAGUAGAUACAGAGCCCGGCCUUUGCAGCCUACAACUUAUUUGAAUUACCAAACGAAAAUUUAUGUUCGAUAUUAUUUAAGGGCUUAGUUUUAAAAAGGGUUAAUCAUUUUUAGUUCAAUAUGGGCUCUACUCGAAGAAAAGUAAAAUUUAAUCUAAAAUUAUAUCGAAAUUAGCCCGUGCGGCGUUAAAAAUUUUAAUAAUUUUUUUUAUACAACAUUGUAAUUCUGACUAUUAAAUCGGAAAUGACAAAAUAGCUGCAAUCAACACUGUUAGGUAUCCCUAUUAUGGAAUGUGAUUCUGAAUUCGUAUACCGUUGUCUGAAAACAUUUCGCUGUAUACGGGUAAAGCCACAGCAACUAUUCAAAUAGGUGCUAUUUCAGGAUAUGAUUUUAAAAGAACAUUUUUGAUUAAACGCGAAAUGUUUUCAUUGGAAAAUAUUUUAUAUAGUGGUUACAUUUUAUAAGUGUCAUUAUCCUCGUUAUUUAUUGUCUAUUUUGUCAUUUAUUAUACUUUUCAUUAAGUGUGAUCUACAAUUUGAAACUAAGUCCCUAAGCUUGGUAAUAUUUGAAGCGGUUAUUGCUUUAGUAGAGCCAUGGCUGUUUGUGCUCUACGUUGUUAUUAUAUGGUGCUUUCGUGAUUUGUAGUUUUAAAACUGUAUUUAUAGAAUAUGGGGUCAAGGUUCAUCUUAGCCUUAUCUAAUACAUGAAAAAGAUAAGGUUUCAUAAAAAAGGAAUGUGAUGAUAAAGUUAAUUUUUCCAGAGACUGUACAAAAGUUAUUGAACAUUUUUAACUAUCAUUAUGUAGAUUUUCACCAUGAAACACAGUAAACUGAUUAAUUUUUUAAUAAAUUCAAUUAUUCCGUUGUUGAAGUUAAUUAAUAUGAUAGAACUUUAUAAAGUCGUAAUUUUCUUUUUUUUUAAAUCGAUAAUUAUCUACAUUUAUUUUAUUACGAAAACAUUUCACAUUAAACUAAAAAGGUAAUUCAUUGAAACUCUCAUAUAUGAUUAGUAAUUUUGUUUUGUAACAAUAUAAAAAAGUUUGCACACAUACAAAGUUUAAGUUCUUUCUCAAGUGAGAAAUAUGAAAUUGCAUCUUGAGAUGCUAGUAUUUAUUGCUUGGCCAAAAUGGAUCCAAGCUUUCACACUAGAGUAGUUAUGAUGUAAACCGUGUAUGGUGGUGUUUAUUUAGUUCCUGUAAAAACAACUAAGGUUUUGAGUGUUUUAUGUAGUAGUAAACUUAAAAGUAAUUAGGCCCUACCAAACCCAAAUUUAAACAAAAAUACUAACCAGUAUUCGAAUAGACCAAAUCAUACAAUUUUAUCCUAUAGUAUUAAAUGUACCAGCCGCAAUAUUACACCCGAAUAAUAAUUUCCGCAGAGUCUUUAAACAUAUAAAAUGUUGAUUUACCACUUUAUGUAAGGAACGUUAUAGUAUAUUUUUGUAUAAAAUGCCAUCCCCUUCACAUUAGAUGUUGUAGUAGUGGUAGCACUGAUCGCUGUUGCUGUUAGGGUGUGCCUUUGGUAACGUUGGUAGCCAUUACCCGAACCCCGCUGAAUAGUUUGCUUUAGUCCCUUAAACCAAAGCAAUAUUUGUUUCUAAAUUUAUAAUUCCACUCGAUGUUUUUUAAUAGUUUUUAUUAUUAAUGGUUGAUAUGUGUUUAAAUAAGAGUGUUUAAUUAUGCUUUUAAAUAAUAACAGCAGAACAAUUAUUGUAUUUUAUCUAUCGGGCUUUGUCGUGAUUGUUUUCGGUAAGAUACACUAGCACAUCGUUUAAAUGAAACUAAAAAGUUUACCAAAGAAAUUUAUUUUGUUAACAGGGACGAUAACAUGAGUAAGAAAUCAUGGUUCAUGUCCGUUCAAAUGUUCAAAUCCGUAUAAAGUAUUGCAUCAAUUGAAUUAUCUUUACAAACCUCAUCUAGAUGUUAGGAGCCAUAAACAGAAUAGUUAGCUUGUUUUAAAUGACAAGGUAGAUUUAUAAAUCUGCAUAAAUUGUUGUGAUUUUUGCUCAGUUAGUGUUAGAUUUGUCUGUGACCGUGACAGCACGUAAUAGUAUAUUACGUUACUAGUCCUGAAAAUAAAUGUUUACCGGACGAGUUACAUACGAUAGUUUACGCCGUACUACUUAAUUCGUACAAAUCCUUAUAUAUUUCUACCAACUAAAGGACUCAGUCAUAACCUCUAAGAGAGGUUAUGUUUUUGUUUAUAACCAAUCAUUGCCACGCAAAUACAGUAUAAUCAGCUGAUUGGUGUCCGGUAAAACUCGUUGCAGAACAGUAUUACGCAAUGAAACCCCAUUUGAAUAAGUUGGCGGCAAACAGCUGUUUUCUGGACUAAAUCCUUGCGUGGAAAGCUCGUCAAAAUAAUGUAGUGUGGCGUAAAGUCUUUUGUGCACGCGUUAAAUUGUUGUUCCUUGAAAAACUGAUUUUCCAGACUUUUGAUGUAAUUUUGUAAUUUUUUGACAUUCAAUUGUUUAAAAACUUUUUGCUGUUUGACUCGUAAAAGAUUUGUUCUUGUUAUUAAAUGAUUAGUUUCACAUAUGAACUUCUUUGGUGUGUCAAAUUACAAUGUAAGAGUUUAAUAAUUUAUUUAAUACCUACACAGAGUGAAGUAAAAAAACAACAUUGUAUCAAAAACAUGAAACACAUGAACAAUAUGAACACAUAGGCAUGUGAUGUAUAGAAAAAUUAAAGUAAGAUAAAUAAACUGUAGGGAAGACCAGAUCUUAGAUUUUUAAGCAGAAGUGUCUAUUAUAAUUGAGAUAAAUUUAACAAGGAAAAGGAAAAUGUUUCUAUACACAUAUUAACAAAGUUUAACGUAAACCUUUUCCAUUAAUCUUCUCGAUAAACUUUGAUGGUUAUAACUAUUAUUCCUUCUAAAAUUACUAUUUUCUUUUCCGUCGAUAGAGAUUUUAAUGCACAGCCAAUAUCUAAAUGAAGGUUCCGCCCUAACCUGUGUUUUAAAAACAAACAGAAUAUGUUCACAAGUGUCUUUAUUAUCGGACUGUUUAUUUUUCCUUACUUUUUUAUUCAUUUUUUUAUUAAACUAAACUUACUCUCCUAGAACUAUAAAAAAAGAUUUUGCCUGUUGUUUUAUUACCUCACGUUGUGUGUACGUUUUAAAUUACCAAUACGUCGUAUUUUACUUAAUAGGUAAACUAUUUAGAAAAUAUGUCAUUAGCGAAAAGUUAGGAAUCUAACCAAUAUACAUUAGCUGCGUUACUUUUUGGCCGAUACAGGUUAACCAAAUUAUCUAGCAAUGUUUUGUAUCAGUGAUGUUUUACAUUAAGAGUUUACGAAGGUUACAUAGUUUCUGUUGUGAUAUUUUUGUCUACUGAUAUAAGAAUUGUUAUGUAGAUUUCAGAAACUUAACCUACUUACUGUAAAAGAAUAAACUUUAAAAAUCGUUGUUGUUCAUCGUUAAACUAUGGAAAUGUAAAAUAUGUAUGGUUGGAUGUAUCUUUAUGAUAUCCAACCCUUAAAAUUAAUACUUGGUUUUGAUGGUGCAAAAGUGAUACAGGGAAUAUUUUUAAAAACUAUUAUCACUUAUAAUAUUUAGAGUUUUGUAAUUCGAAAUUUAUCAUCCCCUUCUAGAGUUUAGCAAACACGUAAAAGAAUUAGGAUUAAUUUAUAUUUAUCCCUGUUGUGAUUAAAUUAUAUCGAAUAACGAUUUUGUGCUACAAAUCAGUUGGUUUCAGUAUCCUUCAAUAUAAAAUGCAUGUUAAAGCUCCUAGUCUAAACCUUCAACUCACGUUAUGGUUCUAAGGCUUGGUGGACUGUAAAUACUUUAAGCAACAUAAAUAAAAUAUUGUGUACAUAAUAUAAGCGUCAAUGUUAAACAUUACAAUAAAUAUGUAAUUCAUGUUGACCAUUUAAAAUAUAAAGCUAUGUAAUGAAAAACUGGUGUACAAAAUAAAAUAAACACA